AUGUAUGGAAAGACCAUCAUGAAUAUCACUGGCAAAUUAGUGUCUUCUUCAGUGAGACAUUAUCUUAGUACAGCAAAGCUAUACUACGAAUCGUACGAUGAGCCGAGAUUUCAACCGGGUACAAAAUUAUUCAAUGAAGUACUUGAAAUUGUUUCAUUUACCUAUCAAAAUCCAUAUGAAACUAUUCUCCACACGGUACGUGGAAGUAAUACAUUGUAUGUACUUCGUAAUGAAGCACAAAGUGGCCCCAUAGCUUGCUGUAGCUUCAUUCAGUAUGGACAAGAAUUAACUCUUAAUGAUAAUGAUCGAACAAUUCCGGUUGUCUACCAUAAUUUAGCAAUAUCAAAUGAAAAGGUAAAAAAUACAGGUUUAAUAAAGAAAUUAUUUGAAUACUUUUAUUGUGAACUGCAAAAACGAAAACAAAGACAACCACAACUGCCUAUACUACUCUACUAUGUAACACCAACACCAUCUAUAGUCUAUCUGGCAGAUCAAAUUAUUUUAAAUACUGUUCCAUCACUCAAUGAUUAUAAUGGUGCGAUGUUUACCGACCAAGAAUGGCAAAUAGCUAAUGAACUUAGAAAACUAAGAAAUUGGCCUAUAGCUGUUAAAUCUUCGAAUGAAAAUCCAUUUGUUUUGAAAGGUAUAAUGCGAUCGCGUUAUACGGCAAAUGAACGAUUGAGAAUUGAGAAGACUGUGAAGAAGACCAAUUUUAAAGUUUUUGAAGAUUUAAGUAUUGAUGAAAGCAAUGGUGAUCGACUGUUGAGAUUUGUUUUCAUUUAA
Messenger RNA from Didymodactylos carnosus, 783 nucleotides. Lineage: Eukaryota; Metazoa; Rotifera; Eurotatoria; Philodinida; Philodinidae. The record is from the annotation of a GenBank genome assembly.